This is a messenger RNA of Leptopilina heterotoma, 1735 nucleotides long. RefSeq lists its product as uncharacterized. The record is from RefSeq and is a predicted model, not a curated record. Lineage: Eukaryota; Metazoa; Arthropoda; Insecta; Hymenoptera; Figitidae. The transcript has 5 exons. The coding region runs from base 498 to 1436 and encodes 312 amino acids.
CAAGAGAAACUUCCUCAUGGUAAAAUUCGGCCGAAGUUAAUAUAAUUUAACAAAAUUAUUUUCCAGGUGUUUUUUUACUGUAAAUAGAAAGGCACAGAUCUAGUGCCGACCUCGGCAUCACAUCGGCAUGGUUCGUUUUAAUACCGAAAAUCAGCCCCAACCUAGAACCCUUCCUUUACAGUCUUCCCUUUUUAUUUUAAUUAAUCAUCGAGCGCAAAGCUUACUUAGAUUAUCACAGUUCAUUUAGCGUAGCAUUUGACUCGCCAUACAUCACAUGUGGCAACCCAGCAUACUGCGUAGAGUUAUGGUCACAUGAUCAAGUCCCCGGGGACGCGGGAUAUCGGUUCCAGUCUCAUUGUCGCUGAUAUCGGAGUAGGUUGGUGCAAUAAGUGAAAAAAAAAGUUUCUUUGUCGUCCGGGCGCUUAGUGUUUGUGUGAGGAAGAGAGGAAAAAGGAAAAAAAAAAAGUGGUGCAAAGUGAUUCCCUUUUUUAUUUGUGAUGUCCCUACCAGAUUUCGACAAGGGCGGCAGGGAGGAAUUCCAUACCCUCACGGCCUUUUCUGAUUCAGCAUCAGAACCCGCUGAUCUGGAGGAUUAUUUGGACACUCUUUGGAGAGUUCAAGAGUUUUUCAGGAUUUACCCGGAGGAGGACCAAAAACUCAGGAGAGGGAGGUUUAUGAAACGUAUCUGGGUGCCGGAUAAUCUUGAUGGGGAAAUCGCAGGGGAAGAUGCGGCUUGCGGUGAUGAUACCCCGCAUUCCGGUACCGGCUCGGAGGAGAAAAUCUGCAGGAAAGAGGAAUGGGCCCAACGAGGCCCUCCACUCCCUGCAGUGAUUCGCCUACUAAAGUACAACGCCGCCCUUCAAUCCUUUUGCAUUCUAGGAGCAUUGAAUUCCACUCGAGGAUUUUUGAUUAAAUUCGGGGCUUGGAGACCAGCCCCCCAUAGAAGAGAUGAAGGGGAGGCCUGGUACCAUGAUGUCCGGUUGGCUAGAGAAAGCCACCCGAAACUCUACUCCCGCUCUCGGUGGUACCAGGAGUAUCGGUGGGACGAGGCUACCCAGCAGCACUUAUGUCGCGGCUUCUGGGCCAUGAAGGAUUUCGUUAACCUGACGGAGGUGAAAGAGGGGCGAGAAUCUACCCGACUUAUUCAGGGUAAAUGGCGCGGCAAGGACAGCAACAUUUACUGUUCAAUGAGCUCGCUCCCAGGGGUGCCUCCUGCUACUGGGUACCAGCCCUUUAAUAGGAUAUUACGACUUACGUUUCUCCAAGCGUUCUUUUGGAGCCGUGAGGGGAGGCCGCAGGGGCGCUGUCGGUGGGCAUUGUCCUUUAACGUGGAACCAGAUGAGCAGUGGCAGGAGGUCGACUCUAAUGGACUGCUCAGGAAAGGGCCGUGGACCGUGGGAGGAGAUGAUCGAGACCCUUUAGAAGUGCCUAAUUAAUUAUGCAUAAGGGAAAAAUUUUAUAUAGCAUCCAUCUUUUUUUUUUUAAAUUUUUAUAUGUACUUAAUACACCGGUGAGAGAAAUCCCUUUUUGUAUAACCUUAUGAUUGCUCAUGUUACUGUUCCAUCUUUUGGUUUUCUUUAUUUUUCUAUUCUUUAAUAAAUUCACCAAUAUUUUCCUAACGCUUGCUGUUUUUAUUCUGUAAUUUUUUUUUUUUAUUAAAUUUACUUCCCCCUUUUUUUUUUUAUUCGGCUGUACAUUGUUUCAUAAAUAGCGUAGGUGAAUUGAAUAUAAUAGU